Messenger RNA from Penicillium pulvis, 4848 nucleotides. RefSeq names its product non-ribosomal peptide synthetase. The coding region runs from base 1 to 4848 and encodes 1615 amino acids. NCBI's taxonomy places the organism in Eukaryota, Fungi, Ascomycota, Eurotiomycetes, Eurotiales, Aspergillaceae. Gene Ontology annotation, molecular function: phosphopantetheine binding; medium-chain fatty acid-CoA ligase activity. The transcript is spliced from 3 exons. Gene Ontology annotation, biological process: fatty acid metabolic process. The record is from RefSeq and is a predicted model, not a curated record.
AUGGCGGCUUCGCCAGAAUCAUUCCUUAUAGAACAACUUGUUCGUCUUCGGAAUGAGGCUUCUCAUCCAGACUCCGCUCAACACCUAUCCUCCCUCUUAUCCUCUCACAAUGGUCCCUGGCCCCCAAAGCACCUUCUUCCUUGCUUUAAGGAUAUAUACAAAGCCCUUCCUGAAUCAUUGAAGGCCAACAAUGAUGAAUUCAUCGCUGGCCUCCGUGCUCAGGUCAAAGCUGCCACCCCCGAUGUGGCAUCGCUGAUUGGAACAGACAACCGUGCUGGCUUUAUUGAUGCCACUACAGGGAGGCAUCUUACACAUGGUGCCAUCCAGCAGUUUGUGCACAACUUCCAGUUACCUAUUGGACUUUCCCAGCAUGGCAAGCCUCGUAUCGCUGUCAUCCUACCUAAUGGCCCUCUGAUGGCCAUUGCAGUUCUCGCUUUCACAAACAGGUAUACUAUUGCACCUAUGGCGUCGAACACAGUGCCAGAGCAGCUUCACAUGGACAUUGAACAGUGCCAAGCUGAUGCUGUUGUCGCAUUGGACUCUGAUAUUGGCAAGCUGGGCUUGGAUAAUGGUAGUCGGCCUGUGUUUGGUGUCGAGCCUCUAGAGGAUCUAACUUUCCGUGUCAUCUCUGAGCGACAUGCUUCUGGUGCUUCAAAUAUUCCCGCCAAUGUUGGCGAUGAUAUUGCAAUUAUUCUUUUCACCAGUGGUACCAGUGGUAAGAAGAAGCUGGUCCCUAUCACGAUUUAUAACCUCAUCGCGGGUACGAUGGCCACAAUUGAAUCGGUCGAACUGUCCGAAGCAGACACAUGUCUCAACAUGAUGCCGCUUAACCAUGUGUACUGGUGGUAUCAUUCGAAGUAUCUUCUCCCCCUCCUCGCUGGUGGCGCAACGAUCUGCUGCCCCGCCUUCGACCCCAGCAUGUUCUGGGAUGCUGUCGAAAGCCCUUACAUGACACCAACUUGGUACUAUGCCACGCCUACAAUGCACCAGAUGAUCCUCGGUGAAGCCAAGCACCGUCCCGAGGCCGUCAAGCAAAGUGUCAUUAAGUUUAUCUGUAACGCCGGUGCUGGUCUCCCACCGACGCUUGCCGCCCAGCUUCAUGAUACUUUCCACAGCGUUAUCCUGCCCAGUUAUGGUAUGACUGAGUGCAUGCCCAUUGCUGCACCGCCCAAAGACUAUACUCUUGAUCGUCAUGGCACUUCCGGACGGAUUGUUGGUCCUGAGGUUGCAAUUAUGAACGAUGGAACUCCUGUGGCUAGUCCUGGUAUGCUCGGACACAUCUGUAUUCGAGGAUCACCCGCCUUCGAGGGAUACUUGACCCCCGAAGGCAAGAUUGAUACCAGCGCAUUUGAUGCGGCUGGCUGGUUCGAUACUGGUGACCUGGGAUACCUCGACACUGACAACUACCUGUACAUCACUGGUCGCAGCAAGGAAGUCAUUAACCGUGGUGGUGAAAUUAUCUCUCCUGUCGAAGUGGAAGACGCCGUGCUGGCCGCGGCUAGAGAUCCAAAUUCUCCACUGUAUGGCCGCGUGUCCGAGACACUGGCCUUCUCCGUCCCAGAUGAGGUGCUCCAAGAAGUCGUCGGUGCGGUUAUCACUUGCCCCCCCGGAGUUCCUCGCCCAGAUCUUCGCAUGCUGCAUGAGGCGUUGCAUCCCAUCAUCCACCAGCCUAAGUGGCCCGUUUUGAUCACAUACAUGGAUCGCGUCCCCAAGUCAAACAACAAGAUCCAGCGUAUCAAGCUUGCAGAGCGGUUAGGUCUGGAGGCACUCACCCCGACCACCCCUCUGGCCGACCGACACUUCGAGGCUAUCUGCCCGCCCAACGGCACCUCACUCAGUACACCCAUUAGCAAGAAGCGAUGCAUCGUUGACGAGGAAGCCAUCCGGUCGGUUCUGUCUGAGAAGGCUAGUACCCCUGAUUUGCACAUCCACACACACCCUCGCGACGGGUUCGCGCAGGCUGUGUUAUUCGGCAAGAGCCCGGAUGAUGAGCCUAUCACACCCGAAGACCUUCGCAGCGACCUCGACGGCUAUCUCAUUCCCAGCCGUAUCACCUCCCUCGAAGGCCCCAUGCCUAUCGAUGCCUUCGGAAAUCCUGACCAGGCUGCCAUUGAAGAGGCGGUUCGCGCCCGUUACUCGGAUGGCGAUUUGACACCCAUUCAACGCCGUAUCCGUGAGAUCUUCGCUACGGCUUUGUCUUGUGGAGCAGAUGAUGUUUCUGCGGCGACCGACUUCUUUGCCGCUGGCGGUGACAGUCUCAGUGCUGGUCGUUUGGUUUCGCAGCUUCGUCGUGAAUUCAAUGUUUUCCUUGCUGGUGACAUUCUUUUCCACCAUAGCACUGUUGGUGAGGUGGAGGACAAGAUCGCUGAAGCGGUUGAGAUCAAGGCUGCCAAAGGUGAUGAGGAAGAGGUUGAGCUGCCCGGUUGCGAGAAGACAUAUAGCAGCACUAACCCGCUUCUCCUGGUGCUGCAUCUGUUCCCGGUCAUGCUGUUUGCUCCGAUGAAGCGUGCCUUCCAGUGGUUGGUCUUCGCAUAUGUCAUGGCCGAGUGCUCAACCCGUUUCCCUAUCAGUGACGUUCUCAUUGGUCGUGUUGUCCUGAUUGUUCUGGCUGUGUUGUCCGCUCGUGUGGCUGGACACAUCGUGUUCCCUAUCUGUGGUCUUACCUUCAAAUGGCUUGUGAUCGGUCGCUACAAGGAGGGUAUCUUCCCCAUGUGGGGCCCAUACCACACUCGCUGGUGGUUAACCCAGAAGGCAUUACAGAUCUGUGGCAAGGGUAUGUUCGCUCGCUUCAACUGGUCCCGCGUGCUCUUCUACCGUCUGCUUGGUGCAAAGAUUGGCAAGAAUGUCACUCUUCACCCGAUGGUCAAGUUUGGUGAAUAUGAUCUGGUCGAGAUUGGUGACAACGUCAUAAUGGACGUUUGCCAGUGCCGUCCCUUUGGCGUGGAACGCAAUACCUCCAUGCUCCUCAAACGCAUUUCUAUUGGUAAGGACUCAUCCGUGGGUACCAAAUCCAUCCUUGCACCAGGUGCUGUUGUCCCCGAGAACACUUGCAUUGGUCCCAACUCGUCCAGCUGGGAACUUCAGGACGCUGAUGAAUCCAACCGCGACUUGCUUUCCUCCCGCAUCCCUCAGCCGCACUGGAUUUGGUCCAUUAUUCUCAUCGAGCCCAUCAAGAUGCUUGUCUGGGUUGCUUCUCGUCUGACCUGGAUGGGUGGUCUUGUACCCAUGGUGUACUCCUAUCCUACAACCUCGCCUGACAUGUUCCUGGGUACCCUGAAAUGGUUCACCAGCAGCCAGCGAAUUGGAUACCACAUUACCGCCAAGAUCUGUCGUGCUAUCGGUAGCCCGAUUGUGCAAUUCAUCGCCGUCUUGAUUAUCAAGUGUCUUCUCGAUCUCUUCUGUGGUAAACCCAAGCCUGGUCCUGCCUCGAAGCAGACUCAGCGCCAGAAGGUUCGGAGCGCUGUGCUAUCCCAGAUCCUGCCGGCCGGUGACAUUCACGAACUGACCCGUCUUGUCGGUCGCCACUACGAGGCUGUCUCAAUUGCCGUCCGUCUCCUAGGUGGUAAAGUUGGAAAGCGUGUCUACUGGCCCAGUGUUGGUCCCGCUGUUCCCGACUUCGACCUUGUCGAGGUUGGAAAUGAUGUUGUCUUCGGUUCCCGCUCGACAAUUGUUACAUCCGAUGGAUAUGGUCGUGAUCGUGUCACAAUCGGAGAUGGCACUAUGGUCGGCGACCGUGUCGUCGCUCUGCCUGGUACCACUAUCGGUCGCGAAGCCAUGAUCGGUUCUGGUGCUUUACUCCGCCGCAAUGGCGACUUCCCCUCGAACACCAUUUGGACCGGUAGCAAGGGAGGUAAUGCGGUGCAAUUUCCAACCAGCUCACCCCCAAUGUCGAAUGCUCCCACUGUAGUCGACAGCAGCAGUGGCAGCAGCACGAACGGCGACAGCGAUGACGAAAAGCGCGGAGAUUACGAGAAGUCGUUCAGCGAGAAGCAGACCGCUCUUGGUGAGAAGAAACAGCCCACUGAGAUCGAGACGGAUACCUGCAAACCUUUCGGUCGCGCAUUCUACCGUCACGAGUCGAACUACUAUGUUCUCCGUAUCUGGCAAAUAAUAGUUUACUCCGUCAUCGCCGUCGUCUUCACAACCGUCUUCUGGAUCAUCUCAAUCCCACUUUCCCUCUUUGCUCUGCGUGGUGCUCUAACAUACAGCACCUCCGAAGCCCUCCAGCCUGGCCCAUGGCGCCCAUUUGUCAACUACGGUAUUCUUGCUGCAGUCCUGGCGGGUAUCAGUACCGUGCAAGUCUUCAUAGCCCUCGCUCUCGUCAUCAGCAUCAAAUGGAUGGUAAUGGGCCGUCGCCAGGAAGGCAGCUUCCACUGGGACAAGAGCAGCUAUAAUCAGCGCUGGCAAUUCCUCCUCUCUUGUGAGACAAUCAUCAAGGACUGUUACGGCAAAUUGGGUCUUCUUCCAUUGUUGAGUGGAACUGCCUGGGUUGUCUGGUAUUAUCGCCUCCUCGGCGCGAAAAUUGGAAAGGAUUGUGCUAUCCACGCGAACGGCACACCGAACAUCUUCUUCACUGAGCCUGACCUUCUUACUCUUGGUGACCGUGUCGCCGUUGACGAUGCCAGUCUAGUUUGCCACUUGAAUUCUCGUGGUGAAUUUGAGUUGCAUCCCUUGAACGUUGGAGACCGAAGUAUCUUGCGCGCUGGUUCGCGCUUGAUGUCUGGUGCUUCGAUGGGCCAGGAUGCUUGUCUUUUGGAACAUACAUUGGUACUGUCUGGUGACCAUGUCGAAGAUGGAAACACUAUGCAGGGUUGGCCUGCUGGACCCUUCGAGGGCACACGUGUUUAA